Molecule: messenger RNA, 2397 nt
Organism: Penicillium cinerascens
Lineage: Eukaryota; Fungi; Ascomycota; Eurotiomycetes; Eurotiales; Aspergillaceae
Exons: 4
Coding region: 1-2397 (798 amino acids)
Molecular function (GO): ATP hydrolysis activity; ATP binding
Source: RefSeq, a predicted model, not a curated record
AUGAUGCGCCCACGGCCUGCGUCUUCCAUGCAGAAGACCUAUGAUGAGUGCUAUCUCUUGUGCUCUACUGCCGUCUACUUUGAAGGCCAGAACAACGAGGACGAAGCAUUGAGGUCCUGGCGAUCCGCCCUCGAUACUAUCUAUCACCAUAAUGCCCGCCGGGUCUCGUCGACCUACACUCCCAAGUCCGAAACCGAGAAGGCCCUGCAGGAUUCCAUCCGUGCGCUGGAGAUUCAAUGCCGCGAGCGAGUCGAUCUUCUAGGAGCCCUGCGCGAGAGCCGAAAAGAGUCCGCUGAAGCCAACGGCGCCAAAGAAGGCUCUGCGACACUCACCAAGGACGGCACUAUCCCCGCCGUCGGCUACACAGAUCUCUCCAAACCGGCCGCUAUACCGGGGCGACCACAACCGCCACCGAUGGCGCGACAGAAUACCGACUCACCGGCGCUGUACGACGACUUUGCGGCUCCGGGCCCGUCGCUGAGCGCCGCACCCGCACUGCGCGUGGAGUCCAAUUCUUCGGGCAAGACCAAAUCCCGUGGAUCUAGUCCUGAGCGACGGAAGGGAAUGCUGACGACAUUACGCAACACCGACGGAAAGAAGAAUGGCAAGAAAAGCAAGAUCAGUUCCAAGAAGGACUCGCGGCCGGCCGCUUCCAAAGCUGCGGGUUUGGCAUGGGGCAAUCUUUACCGGUCUUCGUCGACGAACGAGAAGAUCGCGAGCGAUGCGGCGCUGGCUUCUUCCCGAUCGACCGCGGCCCACGACCCUAGCAUCCGGCGUGAUGUGGAGCCGAAAUCGAGUUCUAGCGAAGAGCCUGUCUUUGUCCGGCGGUCUCCACAAAAGAACCCAUCGACAGAUCGGAUUCCUUCUGCAAAUUGGCGAGAGCCUCAUCACUCAUCGCCGGCUCGAUCAUCUCCUCGCCCGGUGACCCAAGCGCCGGUUCUGCGCCCGCCGCAGGCCUCGCAUGAGAGUCGCAAGCCUCCUCCGUCAGUCAAGCUGCACAUGCCAGACCCACAGGAUUUCACGCCUACCUAUCCACCUAAGCCAUCUGUCAAACCCAAACCCGUAGGGUUACGAUCUACACUCCCACCUCCGCCUCGCGUGACACAGGUCAAGUCCGAGGGCAGUUCUCGGCCGACGACACCGCGACAGGAUCGCGAGACGAAAGUGUCGAGUAAUAAGCCGCGGACCAAAUCCGCGCCACGCAUCAAUAAAACCGAGCCGUCAUCCUAUAUAUCACCAUCAUCGAGUGAUGACAUUCAGCGUGGAGUUGACCGCAUGUCCGUUUCUGGCGUGAACGGCGGCGCUGUUCGACGCAAAGCGGCUCCACCCAAACGUCACGAGACACCGCCAUCGAGCGAUCAAGACUCUUCGGGACAGCGGUCUGAAGACGAAGCCGGGGAUGAGGAUGAAGAAGGGGAUAACAACGAUAUCGUCAAUAUCUUGAACAAACUGCCCAAGGGCGUGGACCUCCAAUCAGCUCGACAGAUCCUAAACGAUAUCGUCGUGCGUGGCGAUGAAGUACACUGGGACGACAUCGCCGGGCUGGAAGGAGCCAAGAAGGCUCUCAAAGAAGCAGUGGUGUACCCAUUCCUUCGCCCGGAUCUCUUCUCAGGCCUUCGUGAACCAGCACGUGGUAUGUUGCUCUUCGGUCCGCCCGGUACUGGUAAAACCAUGCUUGCACGAGCAGUAGCCACGGAAUCCAAAUCCACAUUCUUCUCGGUGUCUGCCUCGAGCCUCACAUCAAAAUGGCACGGUGAGAGCGAGAAGCUCGUGCGUGCCCUAUUUGGACUCGCCAAAGUCCUCGCCCCUUCGAUCAUCUUCGUCGAUGAGAUCGACUCUCUUCUGUCUGCACGGUCCUCUGGCACCGAGCACGAAGCUUCGCGGCGGUCAAAGACUGAAUUCCUGGUCCAGUGGUCUGAUCUCCAGCGUGCCGCCGCCGGUCGGGAACCGACCGCAAGGGACAAGAAGGAAGGAGAUGCGGGUCGCGUGCUCGUUUUGGCGGCCACCAAUUUGCCUUGGGAUAUCGACGAGGCUGCGCGUCGUCGUUUCGUUCGGAGGCAGUACAUCCCCUUACCGGAGCAACAUGUUCGCGAGCAGCAGAUACGCAGGCUUCUCAGCCAUCAGCACCAGACACUGAGCGAUGCUGAUAUCCAGGUCCUGGUCCAUGUCACAGAAGGCUUUUCCGGCUCAGACAUAACAGCCCUAGCCAAAGACGCCGCCAUGGGCCCUCUCCGCAACCUCGGCGAAGCACUACUCCACACCCCAAUGGACCAGAUCCGGCCCAUCAUCUUCAAAGACUUCGAAGCAAGCUUAUACUCUAUCCGACCCAGCGUGUCACCUGACGGGCUCCGCAGGUAUGAAGAGUGGGCUCGAGAAUUCGGUGAAAGGGGUGGUUAG